This is a messenger RNA of Eleginops maclovinus (Patagonian blennie), 1246 nucleotides long. RefSeq lists its product as uncharacterized. Gene Ontology annotation, molecular function: oxidoreductase activity. Gene Ontology annotation, cellular component: cytoplasm. NCBI's taxonomy places the organism in Eukaryota, Metazoa, Chordata, Actinopteri, Perciformes, Eleginopidae. The transcript is spliced from 7 exons. The record is from RefSeq and is a predicted model, not a curated record. The coding region runs from base 82 to 942 and encodes 286 amino acids.
AACAGGAUAACAAGUGACAAAGUCCAUAUUUCUAUACACAAGGGUGAGUCCUCUGAACACACCUACACAAACCACAAGUUGAUGACCCACACAGCUCACUUGUUCAGAGUCUGUGGAGGAGCAGUCAGACAGCUGCCGGGACGGCUGAGAUCAGGAAACAUGUCAGAGAAACUCAGGGGUAACAUUUUAGUGACGGGGGCCAACAGAGGCAUCGGUCUGGAGCUGGUCAGACAGCUGGCACAGAGCAUCGGAGAGAAUGCUCAUAUCUACGCCUGCUGCCGGGAGAUCGAGGGGCCCAGGGCUCAGGCCCUGAAAAACCUCUCCACUCCUGGGAAGAUCACUCUUGUGAAGCUAGACUUAUCAGAUGAGGGCAGCAUCUCAUCUGCAGUCCAGGCAGUGAGCAGGAACAUGGAGGCCGGGGGGCUGAACCUCCUCAUCAACAAUGCUGCCAUCAACAGACCGGAGUCCCCAGCCCCACUCUCUGCCACCGGGAAACAGCACAUGAUGGACGUGUACGAGACAAAUGUGGUCGGACCCUUCCUGCUGGUGAAGAUGCUGCUCCCGCUCCUCCAGAAAGCUGCAGAGAUGGACUCUGAAGGUGAUCAGAUGUCCUGCAGCAGGUCGGCCAUCGUCAACAUCUCCACGCUCAUCUCGUCCAUAGAAAAAUGUCCAGAAUCCUUCCACAUCGCACAGAUGUACCCUUACAGAACAAGCAAGGCAGCACUGAACAUGCUGACUCGCUGUCAUGCUGAGGAGUUCAAGAGACACAACAUCCUGGUGACGGCGGUCCACCCAGGCUGGGUGCGCACGGAGAUGGGGGGAGAAAAGGCUCCUCUGACCCCCGAGGACAGCGUGGCGGGCAUGCUCAGUGUGAUGCUAUCCCUCAGCAACAAGCACUCUGGGAUGCUCCUGGACUGGCAGGGCAACACAAUCCCCUGGUAGCUGUCAACCUGUCAACCUGGUAGCUGAUGACAAACACCCAAUAAAAGAUGGAGUCACAUCUGUGAUCAACCAGAAACCUGGAUCAUGAAGAAUGAUGUAAACUUAAUACUGAUACACACUUACUGUAAAUGCACUUAGCAGCUGAUUAAAUUAACAAUGUGGACAAUCCAAAGAGGAAGUGUCUUUAUCAGAGAUACAACAGGAAACACACUUUGUUGUCUUUCCACAGUUAUGUUAUAGGCCUUGUACAAUUACCUGUCAGAAAUAAAGUCAACUGAUCUUAAUAAAACUGAAGAAAAAUCUC